Messenger RNA from Phialemonium atrogriseum, 1570 nucleotides. RefSeq lists its product as uncharacterized. The record is from RefSeq and is a predicted model, not a curated record. The coding region runs from base 84 to 1301 and encodes 405 amino acids. Lineage: Eukaryota; Fungi; Ascomycota; Sordariomycetes; Cephalothecales; Cephalothecaceae. The transcript is spliced from 4 exons.
AUCCUGGCCGAAUCCUCCGAAUCCUUCCUCGUGUUUCGCAAUCUCAACUUCAUUCCCGAAUUUCUCAUCAUUGAUUUGAAGCCAUGGCCGGUCUGCUGCUCAAGAUUGGCCUAUCCGUCGUCGUCUUGCUGGCCAUUGCCUUCCAAGUCCUCCUGAAGGACCUGGUCUGGCUCGGCUUCGGCUUCGGGAAGCAUAUACAGCUGCUGUCCGACUUCCCUUAUGAGUGCCGCCGCAUUCACGACCCGCGACUGCAGGCAUGUGAGGAUAUGUGGCUGUCGGAGAAGACGCGUGUGCUGUAUCUGGCGUGCUCAGACUCGAUUGCUAGGAACCACUGGCUGCCCAACAACCACAAGUUCAACCUGACAGGCCGUUCUCAGAGAGAUGCCAUCGUCGCCCUCCACAUUGACUCACCCUCGGGCAACUCAUUCAAGUAUCGUGCUCUGCAGACACCAGGAUAUACCGGCACCGCUGGCGACGGACUGCUCGACCUUGUUGGCCUUACUGGCAUCGAUGUCCAUGUAGAAGGCGAAGACAGGGUUGAGCUGCUGCUCGUUAACAAUCGCCCCUCGCUUGAUCCAGAUACUGGCAUGCCAUUCCCGGAUCAGUCCGCCGUGGGAGGCAACGCUACCAUUGAGCUGUUUGAGGUCCGCAGUUCCGAGGCAGAGGAAAUGAACCAUUUCCAUACGUGGGCGGACGGGGCCAUCACCACGCCGAACAACAUUGCUGUGGUCAGCAGCAGCAAGGAAUUCUACAUGACGAACGAUCACGGUUCGAACAAAGUUGGACUAAAAUCUCAUAUAGGCGCCCUAUUAGGCAGCGGAGACGUUGUCUUCUGCUCACUUGGCAAGGGCUGCAACCGCGUCUCAAAGGACCACAAGUUCCCCAACGGCCUAUGUCAGCACGGCGGGCUCGUCUACGUCCCGAGCUCGGCAAUGGGCGGCGUGCAGGUAUUCCGCAUCAAGGAAGACAACGGGCUCGAGAAGAUCGAGGACAUCUCCAUCGACUACGGCCUCGAUAACCUCUCCGUCGAUGCCGACGGAGACAUCUACGCCGCUGUGUUCCCGAAGGGGAUCGAGAUCUUCAAGGCCUUUUUUGACCCCUUCAAUGCCAGGCCGCCGUCCACCGUGCUGCGCAUCCGGAAGGGAGAUGACGGCCGCCACUCGUGGGAGAAGAUCCUGGAGGAUGCGAAUGGCGAGGUCUUGCCUGGUACGACGACGGCGGUGCAUGACGCGAAGACGGGGAGAUUGUUCUUGAGCAGUGUUAUUUCGCCGUUUAUUACGGUAUGUGAGCCUCGCUCCUGAGGACUGCGAUGAGUGUAUCGUGGCGCAAGAUGCACAUCUAAGUCCCCGGCAGGUAACACUCCUCGACCUGCUAGGGUCCCGGUACAUGUGUUGUUAGGAUUAGGUUUGGUGCGGCAACCUAAGACUUCCACGCUAGGUCACUUAAUAAUUAUCGUAUACUAUAGACUUAUGGGGUUCUUACUCUAAGGAGGUGACACCCGGAUCGCCAGGUUGAUACUCGUCAUGUGGGUUUGAACUACAUCGAAUAUACCACCAUUGUUGAUACAUGC